Messenger RNA from Musa acuminata AAA Group (dessert banana), 1197 nucleotides. RefSeq names its product FCS-Like Zinc finger 5-like. The transcript is spliced from 2 exons. The record is from RefSeq and is a predicted model, not a curated record. NCBI's taxonomy places the organism in Eukaryota, Viridiplantae, Streptophyta, Magnoliopsida, Zingiberales, Musaceae. Bases 20 to 490 code for a protein of 156 amino acids.
UACGCAUCAGAGAAGAGAGAUGGCGGAGGGGAAGGGCAACGGAAUGGACGCGGCGGCGCUUUCCCGGAAGCGGCCGCGGGCGCCCAUCCGGCGGACUACGAGCAUGAAGGAGUUCUCCGCGGAGGAUCUGGCGGCGGCGGUGGAGGGCGGAGAGGGUAUCCGUCGUCGCCACAACGAUUUCCUCAUGCGGGAGCGGCGGGUGGAGGCGGCGGCGUUGGAUGCGCCGCCGAGGAGCAUCCAUCGGCGAAGCUUCAGCGACGUCUGGGCGACGACCAAGUUCUUGAUGACCUGUGGCCUCUGCAAUCGCCGCCUCGGCCCUGGGUUCGAUACCUUCAUCUAUCGGGGUGAGAUGUCGUUUUGUAGCUUUGAGUGCAGACAACACAAGAUGAACCAAGAUGAGCUGACAGACAAAGGAAUGCUGGAGUCCAAGAAGAGUGAUGCAACCCACUCAACCACAGAUUCACAAAGCACUGGUGAUGGCCAAAGUUGACUGCUAAAUGAUGCAGCAUGUUAGUUCCUCCAAAACAUCAAUGAAGGUACAUACCCCAGCUGCCUCAAAAGGAAGUUUUCACUCUUAUUUGCCAACCAACGCAAUAUUGUAUAUAUAUAUAUCACAUUUCAUGUAGGCAUAUGUUGGUGUUUGCAUACAUUUGUAUUUAUGAAUCCAAUGGGUUCAUGUAUGUAGAAAACUUGGUCAUCUUUUUGUUGGGAAUUCCUGUUGCUUCUUUGUUUCCAAAAUGGAAAUAAAAGAGUAAAGCUAAAAUGAUUUAUUCUUUUGCUAUGAAGUAUCAAUAUCAAAGAAGUCAAUACUGUUGCGUGGUAGCAUUAGUAUGGUCGUCUUCAAUCGAGGGUGUGCAUAUCAGUUUUCUAACUGUAUGUUCUAUGAUGACCUUUCGCCAAAGCAUGGCAGUAAAAGCUGACCAAUUUGAUAGUUCUGAGUCCACAAAUGUAGAUAUGGACCCUGGCCAUUAGUUAUUAGGAAAGAUAAUAAAAGAAAUAUUAUCAUUUAUAAAUAACUAAGUGUAGUCUCGAUCAACAGAAAUAUUAUCCCUUAAGUCAUAAGACAAAGUCCAUUGCAGCAAAGAUGAAGACUUUGGUGGCAUGUCAAUUCAUUCUAUUGGUUGGUUCUUCAAGGCUAAGAACUAGUUGAUCCACAAUGGCACGAUUAUAAACAGAAAACAGUCUUGUAGAAAACAA